AAUCAACAGUGUUAUAGGGGGUUCGACUGUAGUGUGUAUGAUUGCCAAAAACAGCAAUACAUACUACACAGCAGUUUGGCAUACUGUUUAUAAUGCUGUCCAGCAGUUUCUGGGAUAAUGAAUCCCACUCUUGCACAAGUAUUCUUUGGAGCUCUGCAGUAGUCUGUGUUACAAUGCUGUGUCCAGGGGCAUACCAUUAUAUUCUAUGAGGUUUAAGUCUGUUGAAUAAGGUGACCAGUCCAGACACCUUAUAUCAAUUUCCAGGCAUUCCUAAACCAAGCCAGACCUGUGAGGGUGAGCAUUAUCAUCCAUUAAAAUGAACCCAGGAUCAAAUGCAUCUCUAAAAUGUUGCAUAUACUGCUACAGGAUGACAUACCUAUAAAUCUGGCCCGUUACAGUACCACAUUUGAAUACAUGCAGUGACAUACGUGACCUUAACAUGAUACCAACCCAAAUAAAGGCUUCUCUGCCUUCAGACUGAUGACAUUCAAUGAUGUGGGCAGAAUUAUAACAUGUUCCUGGAGCUUGCCAGAUAUAUACACUCAUCAACUAUUAGUUUCUAGGCUGUAAUGGGACUCGUCAAUACCGAUGGCUGGUGUGCUGAAAUGCCUUCAGCACACCAGGUUCUGUGGAUCAUGAUGUGCCAUGCAAUUAAAAGAAUGCAUACUGUAGUUGCUCAUAAACUGAUGUCCUGUAGCUGUUUGUAAAUUGUUUGCCAAAUGUCAUGGCAGCCCUAGUGAUACUUGCAUAAGAAGGGGUUGACAGACUAAUUUGACUAGAAGCGUUUUUUGUAGUGUCAAUCAGUUUAUUUAUUUUCUUGUCAUCAUAGAGUCAACUCACUCAGAAACUCCUUUUCCAAUUUACUAACAGUGUCUGAAAGAGAUUUCUGUUACAAAUUACAAAUGUGUUACAAAUUAGUUUAUUCAACGUAUCAACAUCACUAUCAGAGUGGCUAGAGAGAAAGAUAAUUUCAUUAGCUAAACCAAAAUUACGGUUGGCAGCUUCACAAAGUUUAGAUCUAUGUUUCUUGUGUAUAAGAGUGCUGUUGCCUUCUGGACAGUUGGCCAAAAUUAUGUCCAGAAGCUCCCGUAAUUUUAUGCAUACUGUCGAGAUGUGUGGACCCAAUCCUACAGCCCCAGAACCAGAAGAACUGUCCAUCUAGAACUAACUAAUGCAAAAUCACAAAAACAAGAGCGACGAUGCCAAAAACAGCAAAAACUGAAAAUACUGCAGUGCAGAUACCAAACUACUGCAAUGUAGAUAUUUAAACAGGAAGUAGCCUAUAGCUCUACAACAAAAUGAGCAAUUACCUACACCUGUUUUUUUGUUUUUAAAUACGUAUGUACGUAAUAAAACAGCAGUGCAUCACAAUCUAUAAGAUCCAUUUUGACAUCUGAAAUAAAAAUGAUUAAUAAUGCACACCAUAGAAUAUAGUGCUCGUCUGACAACCAACUUCAUGACCAUGAAUUUUCACAUCUAUGAAUCAAAAAGUAGCACCUCUCUGUUUUGAUGUUUAUCUGACAUUAGCCUUGAUGUCUGUACAUUCUAUUAUACUGUAGUUCACAAAUUUACAGAGGCUGUCAUACCAAUUUAUAUACUCGGUUGUAGGCCUGUAAGUGCAUAGUGAGCAUCCAGCUUGCUUGGACCAAAUAGUUUUCAAAUGGAAGUUAUUAUAAUAAAAAUAAGUAGUACAAGUUUGUUUUAGAUAAAAGAUAAAUAAUAAUUCCACAUUAAAUUUUUUACAAGAUUUUUGUGUACAGAAAGUUUUAAUCUAUAUAAAUGUGCUUCAUGUACAGUACAUGAAACCUAACUUCAAAUCAAUUUGUGUUUUGAAUCGUAAAUGUCAAAGUAUCCAAAUAAAUAGUUAUAAAUUGAUUAAAAAAAAUGUUUUUAAUUUCAGACCCAAACAAAUAGCUCAGGAAGAAUUUGAUUCACAGUGUCUGAGGUGUGCCAGAAAAUUAAUUUCGGAUGGACAGCAUAUCUGGAGAUGGACAGGAUUUAAUUUCGGACUAGAUUUGGUGGUAACAUAUCACAUGAGGUGUGUACGAUUUCGUCGUAACCAGAGGAACGAUUCCGAACGGUAUAUUCCUUCUAUCCAGCCAUGCAGGCGUCAUCUGAUGUACCGUUUAACGAUUUAUUCUCUGGAUAAACAAGGCCAUGCCACUUACACGGCUACAACCAAUUUGAAAACUUUGACUCUUGCCAAAAAUGAAGAAGUGAAAGUAUUGAAUCUCGACAAAGACUGUCCAUUUCCCAUAGUGGUCAGUGCAAAUUUUCUGGUUACGACUCCUCUUCACUCUCCGAACUCUAGCAGGCAGCAUUCGCCUGUGAGAAAUGCAAAAGACAGUUAAUAACAUUAUCGUUGGAACUUGUAAUUAUUCAUUUUUGUACAUGAACAAUGUAAAAAACAUAAUCAAAAUAUUCAUAAGGUGCUUACUAAAAUAUAUCAGAUUUUAUUAAUAUAUUUAUUUGCCACUAUAUAUACUUACAUUAUUCAGUUCAGAUUUAAAUAUCUGAAGAUAUAUUAUUUUUAGAUUGUUAUGUUUUCAUUGUUUAUAGAAAGAUUUCACGUCGUUAUCAUUUCACAGGUGCAAAUUGAUUGUCUACCCUUUUCAUAUUCAGUUUUGAGAUAAUUUUUGUCACAGCACAUUUUUUUUUACUCGCGCACUUUUCCGCAUGUUAAUCAGUCUGAACAUCAGUUAUUUGCAUCACUUCAUGGUAAUUAAGUGUCUUUUUUUUUCUUAAUAUCACAUUGUUUUCUUCAGAAAGUGUAUGUAAAAUAUAAACUGGUGCGGUUCAUUCGGUCAAAAUGAGAGAUUUUUACGGAAAAUCUUAGAGAAAAAUUAUUGUAAUGUAAUUAUUUGAAAUGUUUUUAUUGACAUUUUGUUAAAAAAAAUCAUUUCUGUGAUAGAUAAUUGUUAAUCAUCUUCAGACUAUUAUAUUCAGAAUCUAUUUUGCUUCAUUUGUUUCUCUUUGAAGCCAAGCAAGGCUUCGAAAUUUAUGAAAGUGCCAUUAUUGUUUGCAACUCGGGCAUAAGUGUUUAGGGCGUUAAAGUUAUAAUCUAGUGCCUUUUUUAUAAAUUUUGUUUAUUUCUAACAGUAGUCAACAAUAUAUUUUGUGUUAAUGUCUGUUAAAAAUAUUGCAUUAGC
Molecule: messenger RNA, 3149 nt
Organism: Centruroides sculpturatus (bark scorpion)
Lineage: Eukaryota; Metazoa; Arthropoda; Arachnida; Scorpiones; Buthidae
Product: germ cell-less protein-like 1
Exons: 4
Coding region: 1800-2351 (183 amino acids)
Biological process (GO): germ cell development
Source: RefSeq, a predicted model, not a curated record